Ziziphus jujuba (common jujube) is the source of this 1103-nucleotide messenger RNA. RefSeq lists its product as uncharacterized. Lineage: Eukaryota; Viridiplantae; Streptophyta; Magnoliopsida; Rosales; Rhamnaceae. The record is from RefSeq and is a predicted model, not a curated record. The transcript is spliced from 2 exons. Bases 335 to 586 code for a protein of 83 amino acids.
UUAAGCGGAUAUCCAAACCCACAUGGUCUGUGCGAAAAACCACCAAACAACGCCCUUCUUCAACCCCUGCGCUUUGCCUUCUUCAGCCGCCUCUUACAAAGCACAAUGCUCCAUCGAUUCUUCUUAAGCUCCGUAAGCAACAACCAAACUUUUCCCUUUUACUAUCACUUCUAAGCAGAACACCAUUUUUGACUAACCACUGACUCUCUGAUCUUCCUUUGGGUUUCAGCAGCUUGCAGAAAGAGAGUGUUAAUCUAAAAUAGGAAUAGAAACACAUAAUGACAUAGAAGAUCAGAAAAUUACAACAAGUCAUCACGAUAUUGGGUGGAGAGUAAUGUUAGAAGAACAGUAUCGAAAAGCCAAAGAGAAUGCAGAGACUUACCCCUAUGUGUGGGCUUCCUACAUUGUUGUAUAUGGUGGUUUUGCUCUCUGGACUACCUACAGGUGGAGAAAGCUCCGCAAGACCGAGGACAGAGUGCGAGGCCUACAGGAAAGGUUACGCAAGCUUGUUCAAGCUGAAGAAUCUACAGGUUCUGCUGCCUCUGUCGAAAAGGUUCCACCAUUUGCUGAUAAAUCCCCAAAAUGAAAUGAUUAGCUGAUUUUGUUUAAGAUUCUUUACCCCUUAAAAAUUGCUUGAAUUUCAGAAUGGAUAAUAAUAUUUGCAUGGUCAACUGGGGAAAACACUAGGAAUGAAUGUUCUUGGGGGUUCAAGUAUCGUUCAUCUCCUUGUCAAGUUGUAGUUAGGAAAAAAAAGAAGUCUGAAUUAGAGUAAAGUGAGGUUAAGCAUACAGUGAGUUAAUGAAUGUAUGAUUCGGCUAAUCCAUUUCAUUGUACAAAUCUUUAGUGAAGUUGGGCUCACAGUUUUGAUUGACUUUCAAAUAUAAGUUUUUAUGCUUUCUGACUGCAAAGAAUCUUAAACUUCAUUGUUUCUGCUUUCUCUAUUUGCAAAUGUGGAUUGUUUUAUAUUCAUAUUAUAUUGGCUCAGUAUUUGGUGCUUGCUGAUGGUAAUUGACCCUCAGUAUUACCUCAGGUUGGAUAACCUGCCAUCUGUAAGCUUUACCGUUAUCUCUUGGAUUAAUGUUUUUACUUGGAAAGUUGGAAUA